AUGUCGAAAGUGGUGGCCAUCAGCUCGCCGGCCCAUUUCGACGGUCUUCUGAAGACGUCCAAGAUUGUGGUGGCCGACUUCUUUGCGGAGUGGUGCGUCCCCUGCCACAUGAUCGCGCCGGUGUUUGCGCGGCUGGCCGACUCGCUCGCGCGGGACAACGUGGUGACGUUUGUCAAGGUCGACACGGAGGCCCACAAGGCGAUCUCGGAGGCGUACCGCGUGACCUCGUUGCCGACGUUUGUGCUGUUUCGAGACGGGAAGGUGAUUGACCGGGUGCAGGGUGCGGACCCGAAGCGGCUGGAGGCCCUGGCCACGAAGCUGGUGCAGGAGGCCAGCACGGCCGGGUCUUCGUCUGGAUCCGGGUCCGGGUCCGGGUCGAGCCCCUGGCUCGGGGCUGCGCUGCCGCGUGGUUACGGCGACAUCACGGACCAGGUAGAGGUGACGCGGUGCGAGCUGCUCAACGUGGACCCGGCGACCGGCAGCGUGCGGGUGCUCUUUGCCCCGGGCGGGCCGGGCAGCGACGAGCAGGACUGGAUCGAGAGCGACACGGAUGAGCAGAUCAUGCUGUUUGUGCCGUUCAUGUCGAUGGUCAAGCUGCACACGCUGCAGAUCACGUCGCUGCCGGGCUCGGACGGCGAGACGGCGCGGCCGCGGCUGAUCAAGCUCUUCAGCAACACGCCGCACAACCUGGGCUUCGACGAGGCCGAGGACACGGUGGCGACGCAGGAGGUCGAGCUGGGCGAGGCCGACUGGAACGCGGACGGGACGGCCUCGAUCGGACUGCGCUUUGUCAAGUUCCAAAAGGUCAACACGCUGGUGGUCUUUGUGGUGUCGGCCGACGGCGACGGCGACAAGGUGCGACUGGACCGGCUGCGGCUGAUUGGCGAGUCGGGCGAGAAGCGGGAGAUGGGCAAGCUGGAGAAGAUUGGCGACGAGCUGGGCGAGUAG
Molecule: messenger RNA, 948 nt
Organism: Grosmannia clavigera kw1407
Lineage: Eukaryota; Fungi; Ascomycota; Sordariomycetes; Ophiostomatales; Ophiostomataceae
Product: proteasome-interacting thioredoxin protein
Exons: 2
Coding region: 1-948 (315 amino acids)
Source: RefSeq, a predicted model, not a curated record